CAUAUUUUCAGUUUGCAUAUUAAACAGUUUGUACAUAAAAAUAUUUUACAUUGAUGGGAAGAGGUGGAGGUAGGGAGUUGGGGGAAGUCCUGUCCUGUAGGCGGACCCUCAGAAGAGAGGGGUGUGUGUGAGAUCUGUGUGUAUUACAGCUAUAGUUCUGCUCAGUAACAAGCAUUUAUUCAGACACAGGCAGUAUCAGACAAGCAGGAUGGUGCAGGUGGACCUGCUGUGGAUCACUGCUGCUCUUCUGUCUUCACCACUGCUCACACUGUGUGACCCACUCAACGUUCUGUCUGCUCCGAACAUGCUGAGGGUGGGCAGCCGAGAGAACGUUUUCGUGGAGGCUCAGGAUUACGCUGGAAGUGCGCUAAAUGUGAGGAUCGUUGUGAGGAAUCAUCCACAGAAAAACAGAGAGCUGGCAUCUGAAUCGGUGGUCCUCAGCGCUGCAAACAACUACCAGGCACUUGUAGCCAUAAAGAUUCCUGAAAACAAGGAUGUCUUCAGCGAUGACCCCUUAGAGAAGCAGUAUGUUUACCUGCAGGCCCGCUUUCCCUCUGCUGUGCUGGAGAAGGUGGUCAUGGUCUCCUUCCAGUCAGGCUACAUAUUCAUCCAGACAGACAAGAGCAUCUACACACCCAGCAGUGCAGUUAAAUACAGGGUCUUCUCAGUGACUCCUGAUCUGCAGCCGCUUGACCAGAGUGCAAUCUCUGUUGAAAUCAUGAAUCCUCAAGGAAUCACAAUUCAUAGUGACACGCUCUCCUCUAAACAAGGGAUUCUGACUGGGAAGUUUGAUAUCCCUGAACUUGCCAGCUCUGGGAUAUGGACUGUAGCAGCACGACACAAGAACAUCCCUCAGAAGAACUUCACCGCUGAGUUCGAAGUGAAAGAAUAUGUGCUGCCAACCUUUGAGGUCACCUUAACACCAUCAAGGUCUUUCUUCUAUGUUGAUGAUGAUCGCCUUCAAGUGGACAUCACUGCCAAGUAUCUGUUCGGGAACAAAGUGGAAGGAAAUGCAUUCGUGGUGUUUGGUGUGAUGCAAGGUGACAGCAAGACCAGCCUGCCAGCCUCUUUAAGAAGAGUGACGAUCUCGGAUGGAGCAGGACAUGCAACGCUGACUAAAGAGAUGAUCCAGAAGACUUUUCCAGACAUCAACCAGCUUGUGGGAAGCUCUUUGUAUAUUUCAGUCAGUGUUUUAACAGAAACUGGUAGUGAAAUGGUGGAAGCCCAGAGGAGGAGAAUUCAGAUUGUGACAUCACCGUAUACCAUCCACUUCAAAAGAACACCUAAAUUUUUCAAACCUGGAAUGCCCUUUGAUGUGACGGUUUAUGUGACCAAUCCAGACCAUACACCUGCUGGAAAUGUUGAGGUUGUGGUCAGUCCUGGAGGUGGGCGGGGUCACACCAAGGCCAAUGGCCAGGCGAAGGUCACACUCAACACUCGAGCAGGAAUCAAGAAUCUUCAAAUUAUGGUGAAAACCAAUGACCCAACCAUAUCAAAGAACAGACAGGAUGCGAAGCAAAUGACUGCCCAAGCCUACACUACUAAAGGAGGCUCCAGCAAUUACCUUCACAUUGGCAUUGGCGCUGAAGAACUGAAAGUUGGUGAUAAUAUGAAAAUGAAUCUAAACUUCAUUAGAAGGUCUGGUGUCCAAAAUCAAGAUUUUACUUACCUGAUACUUAGUAAAGGACAGAUUGUCAGCGCAAACAGGUUUAAGAGGCAAGGACAGUCCCUAGUGACUCUACCUGUAUUUAUCACCAAGGACUUGCUUCCUUCCUUCCGUGUGGUGGCAUAUUACCACAUGGGAUCUUCUGAGGUCGUGGCUGACUCGGUUUGGGUUGAUCUAAAGGACACUUGUAUGGGAACGCUGCAAGUGAAGUUAAAGGAACCUAAGGCAUCAUAUGACACUGGGGAGCGGUUUGAUCUCAGAAUUACUGGAGAUCCUGGUGCCAAAGUUGGUCUUGUUGCUGUGGACAAGGGCGUCUUUGUCCUCAACAAGAACAGACUCACACAGGACAAAAUCUGGGACCUCAUUGAGAAGCAUGACACUGGCUGUACAGCGGGCAGUGGUAAAGACAGUAUGGGGGUUUUCUAUGAUGCUGGUCUGCUGUUUGAGUCCGACAAAGCAGGAGGCACCGACUCUAGAACAACAACUGACUGCCCCACACAACCAAAUAGGAAACAGAGAGCUGCAACUGUUCUACAAAUCACCAACACACUGACUGGAAAAUACAGUGGUGAUCAAAAGAAAUGUUGCUCAGAUGGACUGAAGAAGAAUCGGCUGGGCUACACAUGUGAACGGAGAGCUACGUUCAUCACCGAUGGUGCAGAAUGUGUCAAAGCCUUCUUGCACUGCUGCAAGGAGAUGGUGGCACUCAGACUGGAGAAUGCCGAGGAGGAAAUGCUGCUGGCUCGCAGUGAAGAAGAAAAUUAUGAUGACAACUUUGAUGACAUUACCUCACGUACACAGUUCCCUGAGAGCUGGCUGUGGGUGGACAAGGUGCUGCCAAACUGCCAAGGAGGCCAAUGUGUUACAACAACCCUCAACAUGGACAAUUACCAUUUAAAAGACUCCAUCACUACCUGGCAGAUCCUAGCUAUCAGCCUGUCUAAGACCCAUGGUAUCUGUGUGGCUGAUCCUUUGGAAAUUAUUGUUAAAAAGAAUUUCUUUGUGGACCUGAAGUUGCCCUACUCAGCAGUGCGCAAUGAGCAAUUAGAAAUCAAGGCCAUUCUGCACAAUUUCUCCAAUAAGAACCAGAAGGUGCGUGUGGAAUUUACAGAGACGAAACAUAUUUGCAGUGCCGCCAGCAAGAAGGGCAGGUAUCGUACCACAGUUAAUGUCGACGCACAGUCCUCCAGAUCCAUCUUAUACAUUAUUAUUCCCAUGGAGCUGGGCAACCACUGGAUUGAGGUGAAGGCUGCAGUCCUUGGUUUAGGAGGCAGUGACGGAGUAAGGAAGGCCUUGAAGGUGGUGUCUGAAGGUGUGUUAACUACAAUUGAAGAGAAGAAUGUGGAGCUCAACCCCUCUAAAUUUGCUGGUGGCGUGCAAGUCGUGCGUGUGAGGAGUGACAUACCAGGAGGGCAGGUUCCAAACACUCCUGCAAAUACAUACAUCACUGUGUCUGGUCAGGAGGUGAGUCAGACAAUUGAACAGGCCAUCAGUGGAGACUUCAUGGGCCGUCUGAUUGUGCAGCCUCAUGGCUGUGGAGAACAGAACAUGAUCCACAUGACAUUGCCCCUCAUUGCCACACACUACCUGGACACCACAAAGCAGUGGGAGGGAGUGGGCAUCCAUCGCCGUGCUGAAGCGAUCAAACACAUCCAGACAGGUUAUAAAAUACAGCUGACUUUCCGUAAAGAGGAUGGAUCCUAUGGCACUUGGAUACACACACCGAGCAGCACAUGGCUGACAGCGUACGUGGCCAAAGUCUUUGCCAUGGCCAGUGGCCUCAUUCCCAUUCAGGAGAAUGUUCUCUGCAGUGCUAUUAAGUGGCUGGUUCUGAAGACACAGAUGCCAGAUGGCAUGUUUAAAGAAAGCGCACCUGUGUAUCAUGGGGAGAUGGUCGGAGAUGUGCAAGGAAAGGAUGCAGACGCAUCUCUGACAGCAUUCGUUCUGAUUGCCAUGCAAGAAGGAAAUGAACUUUGUGCCAAGUCAGUCCCUAGUCUUGCACAGAGUAUGUGGAAGGCCAUUCAGUAUCUGGAACGUAGAAUUCCCUCUUUGACCAAUCCUUAUGCUGUUGCUAUGACCUCCUAUGCCAUGGCCAAUGCUGGCAAAUUCGACAAAGCUCUCCUGAUGAGGUAUUCCUCUGGAGGUGGUGCUUAUUGGGAAGUCACUAGAGGACACCACUUCUCCCUGGAAGCCACAGCCUAUGCCCUGCUGGCUCUGGUAAAGGUGAAGGAAUUUGACACAGCAGGGAAAGCCGUGAACUGGCUCAACAGGCAGACCAGUCCUUAUGGAAGUAGCGGCACCACACAGGCAACUAUCAUGGUCUUCCAAUCUGUGGCUGAGUACUACAAGCAAGUGAGGAGCGCUAAGAAUGUGGAAUUGAAUGUGGAGGUGGCUGUGAGUGGCCAAAGGAAACCCAAGAUAUGGGUUUUCAGAAAGGACAUGGCAAUGCUCACACGUUCAGACAAGGUUCAGCUCAAGCAGGAAUUUACUGUUACUGCUAAAGGAAAUGGUGUGGGAUCUCUCAAAGUAGUAACAAUUUACUAUGCCAGACCCACUGAGAAGGAAAGUGACUGCAAAGAUUUUGAUCUUACUGUUAAGAUGGAAAAACAACGUCAUAUAUCAUAUCCAGGUGCUAAAGAAAGUUAUCUGCUCACCAUUGAAACCUUGUAUAAGAGUCGAACCAGAGAUGCCACUAUGUCUAUUUUGGAUAUCGGCCUUUUGACAGGAUUUGUGGUGGAUGAAACUGACCUCACCGAUCUAACCACCGGGAGAGACAAAUAUAUUCAGAAGUUUGAGAUGGAUAAACAGCUUUCAGAACGAGGCUCCCUCAUCCUCUACCUAGAUAAGGUGUCUCAUGAGAUGGUAGAUAGGAUUGCUUUCAGAGUGCACAAGAUCACUGAAGUGGCUAUGCUUCAACCUGCUGGCAUCACUGUGUAUGAGUACUACUCUCCAGAUAAACGCUGUACAAAGUUCUACCACCCUACCAAGAAAGACGGAGCUUUGAGCAGAUUGUGCAAUGAUCAACAGAAUCUGUGCCGUUGUGCUGAAGAAAACUGCAGCAUCCAAAAGAAACAGAAAAUUGGUGAAAAAGAUCGUAAGAAAAAGGCUUGUGAACCUGGCUUGGAUUACGUUUACAGAGUCAAAGUUGUGAAGACUGACCUGACCCCAUACACAGACUACUACACCAUGAAGAUUGAACAGGUUCUGAAAGAAGGCACUGAUACAGGCGUGGAAGGACAAGAGAGAAGCUUUAUGGGUCACGCUAACUGCAGAGAAUCUUUUGGAAUAGAGAAAGACAAGACAUACCUCAUCAUGGGCCGAAGCGUUGACCUACCAAAGAUAGAUGGAAGGCUGCAGUACAUCCUGGGUGAGCAGACGUGGAUUGAAUACUGGCCCACAAGAGAAGAAGGUCAAACUCAAACCUACAGGGAGAAAUAUGUGGGUGUCACUGGACUCGCUCAGUAUCUCACCACCUUCGGCUGUACUACAUAAAUGUGGCCAUUGACAUUGAAUGAGUCAUUAUUUCUGCUGAAUAUUCCACAAGCUUUUCUUUGCUUUUGCUUUUACUAUGCCUCCAAAUUUGCUCAAGAGAAAGAAUAUGAUAUCAAAUAAUAUCUUUCUGGUAUGUCAUACCUGAAGAAAGCCCUUAAAUAAACUUUCUGAAAGCAAUGUA
Pygocentrus nattereri (red-bellied piranha) is the source of this 5339-nucleotide messenger RNA. RefSeq names its product complement C3-like. Gene Ontology annotation, cellular component: extracellular region. The transcript has 41 exons. NCBI's taxonomy places the organism in Eukaryota, Metazoa, Chordata, Actinopteri, Characiformes, Serrasalmidae. The record is from RefSeq and is a predicted model, not a curated record. Gene Ontology annotation, molecular function: protein binding; endopeptidase inhibitor activity. The coding region runs from base 209 to 5158 and encodes 1649 amino acids.